Molecule: messenger RNA, 738 nt
Organism: Botrytis byssoidea
Lineage: Eukaryota; Fungi; Ascomycota; Leotiomycetes; Helotiales; Sclerotiniaceae
Exons: 5
Coding region: 1-738 (245 amino acids)
Source: RefSeq, a predicted model, not a curated record
AUGUCUUCUGAAUCUUUAGAAGGUGUUAAAUCACCAGCACAAAGUGUUGGUCCUGAUUACCGCCCCGAGAAGCCUGUUGCAACCGUUUCUACUCCAGUAUCCUUCGAGAAUGUUCACACAUUACCUCAAACCCCGCAGCUUAUUGCUCUUCUCACCAUGAUCCGAGACAAGAACACGCAGCGAGCAGAUUUCAUAUUUUACUCGAACCGAAUCAUUCGUUUACUGGUUGAGGAAGGUCUCAAUCAUUUACCAGUGGUAGAGCACACGAUCACUACCCCAGUUGGUCGAACAUAUGCAGGAGUCCAAUUUCAAGGAAAAAUAUGCGGUGUUUCUAUCAUGAGAGCUGGUGAAGCUAUGGAGCAGGGACUACGGGAUUGCUGUCGUUCCGUGCGAAUUGGUAAAAUAUUGAUACAAAGAGAUGAGGAAACUUCGUUGCCUAAGCUCUUCUAUGACAAACUUCCAGAAGACAUUGCACAACGUUGGGUAUUGCUUCUUGAUCCAAUGUUCGCUACAGGGGGAUCUGCAUCAAUGGCAGUAGACGUUUUGAUUUCUCGGGGAGUUCCAGCGGAAAGAAUUUUGUUCUUGAAUUUGAUAGCGAGCCCAGAAGGCAUCGAGUCCUUCGCUAAGAAGUACCAGAAGGUUAGAGUUGUGACGGCAUUUAUUGAUCAGGGUCUCGACGAAAAGAAUUAUAUUGUGCCUGGUCUUGGUGAUUUUGGCGAUAGAUUUUAUACUAUGUAA